Phytophthora sojae is the source of this 2145-nucleotide messenger RNA. RefSeq lists its product as hypothetical. The coding region runs from base 1 to 2145 and encodes 714 amino acids. Gene Ontology annotation, molecular function: nucleic acid binding; zinc ion binding. Lineage: Eukaryota; Oomycota; Peronosporomycetes; Peronosporales; Peronosporaceae. The transcript is spliced from 2 exons. The record is from RefSeq and is a predicted model, not a curated record.
AUGAUCAGCUUCGACACGUUCGCGGGCCCGCGCCCGCGCGUGCGCGAGGCGGACCUGGACACGGCGGGGCUGCUGGUGCUGGCGGAGCAGCCCACGCCCGCCCCGGAGCUGUUCCCGGCGCUGUCCGACUCGCCCGGGGACGAGUUCUACGAGAGUCAGGACGACGACAGCGACAGCUGCGACCUGUUCCACGACGGAAGUGACGAGGGCGACGUGGCGGCGACGCAGCACCAAGGUCAGGAUACUGGACCAGCCGAGGUCCUGCAGGAUGAUCCCAAGCAGGGGCAGGAGCAGGCCAGCGGCGGCCGCAUCCGCCAGCUCGUGGAGCUGCUGACGCUGCAGAGUCACAACGUGGGGGACGCGCGCUCGGCGCUCGUGGACAAGCUGCUGGGCGUCGUGAAGGUGCACGAGCUGCUGCUGACGCGCGCCACAGAGGAGCAGAUCGCCGACGCAGCCAAUGACGCUAUCACGGACGAGCUCUUGGCCUCGGUGGACCAGGAGGAGCGUCGCCGCAAUGAGUUGGCAUUGAAAGAGCAACAACAGCAACAGUUGGUGCCGUUGCCGGUGGCGGCAUCGACGCUGUUCGACCCCGGACAGUUGAGUCCAUUCCGCGUGCUGGAGCUUGUAGACGUGCUGGACUCGACCACGGGAGGGAUGGUCAAGAGGGUGCUGACCAAUGUGAGGCGGAGAGCGCCGCUCAAUGCGCGGAUGGUGCGGCAUAACGAACUGGAGAAAGACGUGGAGUUUUGUAGGUUUUGCUCUGCAUACGGGGACCACACUGCGGCGCAGCACAAGUGCAGACUGUGUGGAGUCGUGGGGCAGCAUCGUAGCAGGAGCUGCCCCCAUCGUGGAACGGCAACGGCAAUUACUGCUUCUCCCACUAACACAAAUUCGCCUACAAACGCUGCCGAGAAGACGGUGGACGAUCAAAAGUUCUGUACGCUGUGCAAUUCGUGGGGGAUGCACGCUACGGAGCGACAUCGGUGUCGCACAUGUGGCGCUCACGGUGCGCACCGCAGUCAAAGGUGCCCGGCGUCCUCUUCUUCCUUGGUGCCAUGGAUCAGCUCGCCCGCAGAUUUGCGUAAGGGACGAACGUUUUGUUCGCACUGCAGUGCCUGGCGACCACAUGCAUCAGAUCAACACCGAUGUCGGUUGUGCGGUGUGGUCGGGCACCAUGGAAGCAAGAAGUGUCCUAAACGGGCUAAUGGAUUGUCUCCGAGUAGGAGCAGAUAUUCGCAGCAUGGAGAUGAUACGUCGCCAGCCAUGUCACCUGGAAAAACUACUGCUUUCUGCUCAUUCUGCCGCAGGAAAGCAGCCCACGCGACCCACGAACACCUUUGUCGAGUUUGCCGCGCUGUGGGAUUGCAUCGGUCCGAUGGUUGUCCUCAACGCAGCAGUAGCAGUACCGUGCUAUCAUACUCGGUGGAUGCCGCGUCGAAGGUUCGAGACCGUGUACUGGAGACAAUCCCGCAAGUGUUGCCCCCUCCAGCAGCGACGCUUGUUUGGCGGAGUCUGGAUAAAGUGGGCGAUGCGGACCUCAUCCUGCGGAAGACUUUACAACGGAUAGGCGUUUGGGGUGGCGGAUCCCAGACUCCGAUCACUACGCCCUACGCGCCUCCGAGACUGGAAUCUCUUCCUCUAGGUUCUCAGUCCCCUGCGUCAAGCAAUUCUUCAGCCGCGAUAGUGCUGGAUGAAGGGCGGUCAAGUGGCGUGUACGUGCUGUCUUACGCUGAAGGCCACUCGGUGGUCCCCGCCCGCAUUCUCAAGUACAUGCGGCUGCUCAUGCAUCACGAAGUAUCGACCAAUGCGUUCUCCGUCGUGGUACGGUUCGAUCCUCAGCCGUCCCACUGGGAGCUGAUGAAGCCUGGCAUGGUAUCACCUCGCUCACUGCCCUCAAGUCCGACGUUGAGUCACCAGUUGCAAAAGAGGAUGUCGCAUUUUACGCUUCAGACGCUGCUGGGGGCGCGUGACAAGCUGCGCGAGUUGGAGACUGCACGACGGAAGCUUCAGCAACGUCUAAAGCAGCACGAGUACAUUCAGACCCAGUUUCGAGCUCAAAACCCCGAGCAGAACGAUGAAAAGCAGUCACAUCACCAGUCAGAAGCUGACGAGAAGAGGCGAGCUGCGGUGUCCGUAGACGCGUAA